GGCUGCAGCUAAAGUGAGCUAAGCUGCUGGGAGAGGAAAAUGUUGCGCUCUCGCUCUGUUUCCUCUUAUUUCUCUUCGACCGACCGUCAGAAAUACCUGAAAAUCACUCAGCCGACAGUUUAUUGACCGAGGCAGAAGAAAAGCAGCAGUGUGUGUUGUUGGAGGGUUUUAAAGAGGAGUUCUUUGUGUGUCUCUGUGUGUGUGUUUGUGAAGCUGUCAGGGAGGAUUUUGGGAAUCGAGACAGUCAUGGCAGCACCUGUAAACAUCCAGACUCCCAGUAAGACCUGGGAGCUGAGUCUGUACGAGCUGCACAGGAGCCCUCAGGAGGCCAUCAUGGACGGGACGGAGGUGGCGGUGUCUCCUCGCUCUCUGCACAGCGAGCUCAUGUGUCCCAUCUGUCUGGACAUGCUGAAGAACACCAUGACCACCAAAGAGUGUCUGCACCGCUUCUGCUCCGACUGCAUCGUCACGGCGCUGCGAUCAGGGAACAAAGAGUGUCCGACCUGCAGGAAGAAGCUGGUCUCGAGGCGUUCGCUGCGCCGCGACUCAAACUUCGACGCUCUGAUCUCGAAGAUUUACCCGAGCCGCGACGAGUACGAGGCUCACCAGCGCAGCGUCCUGGAGCGCCUCAACAGGCUGCACAACAAGGAGGCGUUGAGCUCCAGCAUCGAGGAAGGGCUCCGCCAGCAAGCCCGCUACAGGAACCACCGGGUGAAGAAACCGACUCAGGAGAGCGACAACACCACCUUCAGCGGCGGUGAGGACAACGGUGACACCCGCUCACACCUGUCCCAUGACUCCGCCCCCUCCCACGCCCCCAACGCCCCGGGUCUGACCCCAUCGGAGGCAGGGCCGAGCCGCAAGAGGCCACGAGCGUCCGACGACGGCUCGGGGCCCGAGGCCGACAGCGGGAGCCCGACUCCUCCGCUGAGACGCCACAAAGAAGGACCGGGCUCAGAGAUAGAGCUGGUGUUCAGACCUCACCCCCAACUGGUCCACGGACAGGACUACAACCAGACCAGGUACGUGAAGACGACGGCCAACGCCACCGUGGAUCAUCUGUCUAAAUAUCUCGCUCUGCGCAUCGCUCUGGAGGACCGACACACCGACAGAGAGGCUGAGGACCAACGGAAAGAGGAGGGAGGAGGAGGAGGAGGAGGAGAGGAAGGAGCAGCAACAGGAGGAGGAGAACCUGGAGGGACGACAGGAAGUGGAGGAGAGGGGUCGAGUCUGAGCGACAUCAGUGAGAAACAAUACACCAUCUACAUCCUGACGAGAGGAGGACAGUUCUCUACUCUGAACGGCUCUCUGACUCUGGAGCUGGUUAAUGAGAAGUACUGGAAGGUGAGGAAGCCUCUGGAGCUUUACUACGCUCCCACCAAAGACCCCCAACAGCCGCCGCCUCCGCCCCAGCUGCCCCCCCCACAGAAGUCCCCUCCCAUACAGAGAGAGGGAUGAGGAGGACGAGGAGUGCUUCUCUUCAUCAUUUAACCAUCGUCUUCUCUUUGAGGAUGGGAGCUCGGUCCUGUCUGCAUCUCUUUCUUCUUCUGACCUGAUUUUUUUCUUCUUUUUUUUUUUUAUUUGGAAGGAUUUAUCAAGAAAAACGUGACCUAAAGCUGUGAGGAGAAGAAAACAAAGAGAGAUGGUUAAUCUUUGCUUUUUGCUGCUUUUGACGUUUUUUCACGUCUUUACAUCAUCAGGAGACUUUUGGGACGAACUCGACACUGUUGGUCAAUGGACAUAAAAAAAAAGUGGAAUACCUUUUUUUUUUUUUCUUAGUUUUUCCUGAUCUGAAGCAUCUGUAGACUCAUUAUCAUCAGUUUUACAUCAGUUUAAAUAUCUUAUUAUGUGAUUAAACAGCAGAUUUAAAAAGGCAGCGCUGUGUAAUCUGCUACUGCAAAACAUUAAUAACUGAAGCUGGACGUAGUUUAAUGUUUUAUAGAUUUAAAAUGUUGUUGUUUUCAAACUUUUAUCUUCUAAAAGUAAAAAUCGUUUUAUUUCUUUUGAACACAAACAGCCAAACAACAACUUCACGAAAAUGAAAAUAUGGUUUAACCUUCGUGUCGUCCUCCCGGGUCAAAUGGACCCCGUCUGUUUUGACUGUUCCUUCUUUCCUUCCUUCCUCCAUCCCCCUUUCUUC
Scomber scombrus (Atlantic mackerel) is the source of this 2140-nucleotide messenger RNA. RefSeq names its product E3 ubiquitin-protein ligase RING2-A-like. Gene Ontology annotation, biological process: negative regulation of DNA-templated transcription. The coding region runs from base 247 to 1458 and encodes 403 amino acids. The transcript is spliced from 7 exons. Gene Ontology annotation, cellular component: PcG protein complex; ubiquitin ligase complex. The record is from RefSeq and is a predicted model, not a curated record. Gene Ontology annotation, molecular function: chromatin binding; ubiquitin protein ligase activity. Lineage: Eukaryota; Metazoa; Chordata; Actinopteri; Scombriformes; Scombridae.